This is a messenger RNA of Schistosoma haematobium, 808 nucleotides long. RefSeq lists its product as uncharacterized. The transcript has 5 exons. The record is from RefSeq and is a predicted model, not a curated record. Lineage: Eukaryota; Metazoa; Platyhelminthes; Trematoda; Strigeidida; Schistosomatidae. The coding region runs from base 89 to 715 and encodes 208 amino acids.
AUUUCAGUCAACGUUGGAAUUGGUGAUAGUGGAAGGUGAAUUUUUAAACGUAAAUGGUUCACAAAUCUCCAUUGCAUAUAGUUCAACGAUGAUGCAAUUCGAACUUGAUAAUUUGUCAAAUGAAACCAGUCAGAAUAAUUCUACUUGCAUAUUUAUCGGAUUAGUUCUUGGAUUAAUAAUAAUAUUUAUUAAAAAUCUACAUACUAAAUCCACAAUGAACACUAUCGUCAUAGUGAUAACGAUGAUCUUUAUUAUUGUCGGUGUUGUAUUACUAAUGUCAGUUGGAAAAUGGUACGAACAAAUUAUUUCUGUAUCUAUAGCUACCGCGCUCUUCAUCAUUGCCGUUUUGCUGGAUAUAAAGCUACAAGGUUCAAAAAUGAAAUGGAUGAUAAUCUUGUUCACAUUGUGUUGUGUAUUUGCUGUAACUGGGUUGAUUUUCUUUGUUUUCGGGGUGAUAUAUAAAAUUAAAGGUUUACUAGGUGCAACCUUGGUUUGUUGGUGCGGUGAAAUGUUCAUUGUGGUUACCUGCACAAAAUAUUAUCUGGACAGCUAUCGCAAAUCACGACAGUUUUCCACACUGUACUGUGUUUUCCUAUUGAUGUAUGAAUACAUCGUACUUGUCAUCAGUUUAAUAUUCUCUUUGAAUUCAGUCAUUGAUUGUAAUUGGAAUAACAAGACAAUGAUUAGACACGAUGAACAGAUCCUGUUCCAUUGAAUGUUUUAAUCAGUUCACAGAUAUUCAGGUGGAAUAUUUUGAAGAUUAUUGUAAACUGCUUUGUUAUUCAUAAUAGACGUUCUAUUAAAUAGA